Messenger RNA from Peromyscus leucopus (white-footed mouse), 12554 nucleotides. It is a transcript of the gene Kalrn, whose product is annotated as kalirin RhoGEF kinase. The transcript is spliced from 60 exons. Gene Ontology annotation, biological process: intracellular signal transduction; protein phosphorylation; axon guidance. Gene Ontology annotation, molecular function: ATP binding; protein binding; protein kinase activity. The record is from RefSeq and is a predicted model, not a curated record. NCBI's taxonomy places the organism in Eukaryota, Metazoa, Chordata, Mammalia, Rodentia, Cricetidae. Bases 1897 to 10863 code for a protein of 2988 amino acids. Gene Ontology annotation, cellular component: cytoplasm; postsynaptic density.
CAAGAGUCUUGUCCAUUUAAGGUAGUAACAAAAUUCCACGAACAGAGCCUGAGAGGUAGCCUCUCCGGUGGUGAGGACUCUGCUGUGUCCCACAGCUGCCCUUUGAGGAGGCCUGCUGAGGCAAUAGGGAUGCUGGGCAGCGAAGGGAGGCGGAGCUUGUGGCUCCGCCCACACUUUCUCCCUCUCUUCUCCUGGCUCCCCCUAAAUGUCUCCUGCCUAGUCGGAGCCCUUCAGAAACAAGCAAACUAUUUCACCUUAGCGUCCCAGGAAUGGUGGAGGCUGGAGGAGCCCCCUUCACUCCAGCUGCCCGGUAGGGACUGGGAGGAGGAGCUGGCAUAGCCCAGGCUGGACACAGGUUUCGAGGGGUGUGCACAUGGACGUUGAAUGAAGGCGCUCUACACCUGGAGUCCCCUCUGCUUUCAUUUCUGGGAUCAGGACCCCCUGUCACCAAAGGGAAAGCCCUCUCAUAUAAGUGGCCAGCCUGCUGGCUAAGCAGUCCUGAAGCAGGUAAGAACAGAGCAUUCCACCCCUGUUCUUGCUCACUUUGCAAGCCUGAAAUAGUGUUUAGCAUCUAAGGUGCAGUAGCAAACUCUUCUCCUGCCAUCCGGGUAAGACGGUGUGGCUUACCCGAAAUCCUGUGCUCAUUCAGUCAGUCAACAAUCGCUUGAUUGCUUCUGAGUUAAGGCACCAUAUCAGGCACUUUGGAGGACCCAUAGAUGAUCAAGGAGCAGAUCCAAACUCCAUGUAGUUGAUGGUCCAGUAAGGGAAAGAGUCAUACACAAAGGAGGAACUCGAUUGAAAAGGACAUAUAAAGGAGGGGAGACGGGGGAAGGCUGCCCAGAUUCUGUGGCAUCUGAGUCAGACAUUGGAAAAUUUAGGGUUUGGCCCUGAGAAGGGGCAUGGAGAAAAGGGCUCUGGCAGGAAGUGUUGGAUCAGAAGCACAGCACAGGAUGAGGACCGCAGGGUGAGAGGUACAGGGAACCAAGGGUCUAAGGGCAGGGGAGGAGGUCAGAGGGAACCUUUUAUCUGCCUCACUUGCCAGGGAUGCCAGGGGCUUCCGUCCUUUGCUCCGAGCCUCACAGUUCCUCUGUGAAGCCAAUGCUGGUCUUUCCAGUUCAUAGAGAAGGGGGCUGAGGGAGAGGGACUGAAGUAGCUUGCUCAAGGCCAGGAAGUGUUAAGUGGGAACCGGGAUUUGAACUUGAACGUAUCACCUCAGAGCCCACGCUGUGUUUCCUUAAUAGAAUCUGUGAGGGGAAGUAGGAAGAAAAGACCUGCAAGCUCUUUUCUGGUUGUGGGGAUCUAGCAGUCUUAGAUGGGGAGUACCUGAGGUCUCCACAGUGAGGCAGCCAGACUCCUGGACUUUUUGGACUGGUUCUAGAGUCCAGGAUGGUUGAGCAUCUGGCUUCCCAUUCAUCAUCUUAUUGGAAGAGCCACUGGCCUCUGUGUGGGAGGCACGGGAAGCCAGUAUGGUAGGAGAUACUAGAAUGAAAUUUUAAACGUGGCCUUGCCUGUGGGUUUUCGUUCCCAAGGCUACCUCAAACCUUGCUACUGUGCAGGAGCCCUCCCUGGCUCCCUCCCCCGCAUCUCCAACCUCCCCUGGGGUCCAUGCAGGCUCCGUCUGCACACGGCGGCGGCGUUGUUCUGCACUUGCUCCUUUUGUUGCUGUGAAACGGGCUCCGGCACAGUCAGCCUCUGUGUGGGAGGACUGGUGGCUGUCUUUGUAGGCAGGCAUUUGCUUAGAGCAGGCUGCGUGUGAGCCCAGCAUCAGCGAAUCUGGCCUUGAGUCGGUCGGUCGGGUCGGUCGUGGUGCUGGUGCUGGUGCUGGUGCUGGUGCUGGUGGUGGUGGGAUGAGGCUCUGCCCUGGAGUCUGGCUGUGAAGGAUGAGUUCAGGGUGGGAUGACGGACCGCUUCUGGGACCAGUGGUAUCUUUGGUAUCUCCGCUUGCUUCGGCUGCUGGAUCGAGGUAUCCUGAGAUCUUUUCGGAAUGAUGGUUUGAAAGCUUCUGAUGUCCUUCCCAUCCUGAAGGAGAAAGUGGCCUUUGUGUCUGGGGGCCGUGAUAAGCGAGGUGGACCCAUCCUGACCUUCCCUGCCCGAAGCAAUCAUGACAGAAUAAGACAGGAAGACCUGCGGAAGCUUGUGACGUAUUUGGCCAGCGUGCCAAGUGAGGACGUUUGCAAACGUGGCUUCACGGUCAUCAUCGACAUGCGGGGCUCCAAGUGGGACCUCAUCAAGCCCCUCCUCAAAACCCUGCAGGAAGCCUUCCCCGCCGAGAUCCAUGUGGCCCUCAUCAUCAAGCCUGAUAACUUCUGGCAGAAACAGAAGACCAACUUUGGCAGCUCCAAAUUCAUCUUUGAGACAAGCAUGGUGUCUGUGGAGGGCCUCACGAAGCUGGUGGACCCCUCCCAGCUGACCGAGGAGUUUGAUGGCUCCCUGGAUUACAACCACGAGGAAUGGAUCGAGUUGCGCCUCUCCCUGGAGGAGUUCUUCAACAGUGCGGUACACCUGCUCUCGCGCCUUGAGGACCUGCAGGAGAUGCUGGCCCGGAAGGAGUUCCCUGUGGAUGUGGAGGGCUCUCGGAGGCUUAUCGAUGAGCACACACAACUCAAGAAAAAGGUGCUGAAGGCCCCUGUGGAGGAGCUGGACCGGGAAGGGCAGCGGCUGCUACAGUGUAUCCGCUGCAGUGACGGCUUCUCAGGACGCAACUGCAUCCCAGGGAGCGCUGACUUCCAGAGCCUUGUACCCAAGAUCACCAGCCUCCUUGACAAGCUGCAUUCCACCCGGCAACACCUGCACCAGAUGUGGCACGUGCGAAAGCUCAAGCUAGAUCAGUGCUUCCAGCUGCGGCUCUUCGAGCAGGAUGCUGAGAAGAUGUUCGACUGGAUAAGCCACAACAAGGAGUUAUUUCUUCAGAGCCACACAGAGAUCGGCGUCAGCUACCAGCACGCACUGGACCUCCAGACGCAGCACAAUCACUUUGCUAUGAACUCCAUGAAUGCCUAUGUCAACAUCAACCGCAUCAUGUCUGUCGCUUCCCGCCUCUCAGAGGCCGGCCAUUACGCCUCCCAGCAAAUCAAGCAGAUCUCCACGCAACUAGACCAGGAGUGGAAGAGCUUUGCUGCUGCCCUGGAUGAACGCAGCACCAUCCUGGCCAUGUCCGCUGUGUUCCAUCAGAAGGCAGAGCAGUUCCUGUCGGGAGUGGAUGCCUGGUGCAAGAUGUGUAGUGAAGGUGGCCUUCCCUCUGAGAUGCAGGACCUGGAGCUGGCAAUCCACCACCACCAGUCUCUGUAUGAGCAAGUGACCCAGGCCUACACAGAGGUCAGCCAGGACGGCAAAGCACUGCUGGAUGUCCUGCAGCGCCCCCUGAGUCCUGGGAACUCGGAGUCUCUCACGGCCACAGCCAACUACUCCAAGGCGGUACACCAGGUGCUGGAUGUGGUGCAUGAGGUGCUGCACCACCAGCGGCGGCUGGAGAGCAUCUGGCAGCACCGCAAGGUGCGGCUGCACCAGCGGCUGCAGCUGUGUGUCUUCCAGCAGGACGUGCAGCAGGUGCUGGACUGGAUUGAAAACCAUGGCGAGGCCUUUCUCAGCAAGCACACUGGGGUUGGGAAGUCCUUGCAUCGAGCACGGGCCCUCCAGAAGAGGCACGAUGACUUUGAAGAAGUGGCUCAGAAUACCUACACCAAUGCGGACAAGCUCCUAGAAGCCGCGGAGCAGCUGGCUCAGACUGGGGAAUGUGAUCCGGAGGAGAUCUACAAGGCAGCCCGACACCUGGAGGUGCGCAUCCAAGACUUCGUGCGCAGGGUGGAGCAGCGGAAGCUUCUCCUGGACAUGUCAGUCUCCUUCCACACACACACCAAAGAGUUGUGGACAUGGAUGGAAGACCUGCAGAAGGAGAUGCUGGAGGAUGUCUGUGCAGACUCUGUGGAUGCGGUCCAGGAACUCAUCAAGCAGUUCCAGCAGCAGCAGACCGCCACCCUGGAUGCCACUCUCAAUGUCAUCAAGGAAGGCGAAGACCUUAUACAGCAGCUCAGGUCAGCGCCUCCCUCCCUGGGGGAGCCCACCGAGGCCAGGGACACGGCUGUCUCCACCAACAAGACGCCGCACACCAGCUCCAUCAGCCAUAUUGAAUCUGUCCUACAGCAGCUGGACGAUGCUCAAGUGCAGAUGGAAGAGUUGUUCCAUGAGCGGAAGAUCAAGCUGGACAUCUUCCUGCAGCUGCGCAUCUUUGAGCAAUACACCAUCGAGGUGACAGCAGAGCUGGACGCCUGGAAUGAGGAUUUGCUCCGGCAGAUGAAUGACUUCAACACAGAGGAUCUGACCCUGGCAGAACAACGGCUACAGCGCCACACGGAACGGAAGCUUGCCAUGAACAACAUGACCUUUGAGGUCAUCCAGCAGGGCCAGGACCUGCACCAGUACAUCAUGGAGGUGCAAGCCUCAGGCAUCGAGUUAAUCUGUGAAAAAGACAUUGACCUGGCGGCUCAGGUGCAGGAGCUCCUGGAGUUUCUCCACGAGAAGCAGCAUGAACUGGAGCUCAAUGCGGAGCAGACCCACAAGCGGCUAGAGCAGUGUCUCCAGCUACGGCACCUUCAGGCUGAGGUCAAACAGGUUCUGGGAUGGAUCCGCAAUGGAGAGUCGAUGCUCAACGCCAGCCUGGUCAAUGCCAGCUCUUUGUCGGAGGCGGAGCAGCUGCAGCGGGAGCACGAACAGUUCCAACUAGCCAUCGAGUCCCUCUUUCACGCCACUUCCUUGCAGAAGACGCACCAGAGCGCCCUGCAGGUACAGCAGAAAGCCGAGGCCCUGCUCCAGGCCGGCCACUACGAUGCCGACGCCAUCCGGGAGUGUGCCGAGAAGGUGGCCCUCCACUGGCAACAGCUCAUGCUAAAGAUGGAAGACCGGCUGAAACUAGUCAACGCCUCUGUGGCCUUUUACAAGACCUCUGAGCAGGUGUGCAGUGUGCUGGAGAGCCUAGAGCAGGAGUACCGGAGAGACGAGGACUGGUGUGGCGGGCGAGACAAGCUGGGGCCGGCGGCGGAGAUGGACCACGUCAUUCCACUCCUCAGCAAGCACCUGGAACAGAAGGAAGCCUUCCUGAAGGCCUGCACUCUGGCCCGGCGGAAUGCUGAGGUGUUCCUCAAGUACAUCCACAGGAACAACGUCAGCAUGCCCAGUGUCGCCAGCCACACCAGGGGACCCGAGCAGCAAGUAAAAGCCAUCUUGAGUGAGCUCUUGCAGAGGGAGAAUCGCGUCCUGCACUUCUGGACCUUGAAGAAGCGGCGGUUAGAUCAGUGUCAGCAAUACGUGGUGUUCGAGCGCAGUGCUAAGCAGGCAUUAGACUGGAUCCAAGAAACAGGAGAAUAUUACCUCUCAACACAUACCUCCACUGGGGAGACCACGGAGGAGACUCAGGAGCUGCUGAAAGAAUAUGGGGAAUUCAGGGUGCCUGCCAAGCAAACGAAAGAGAAGGUGAAGCUUCUGAUCCAGCUCGCGGACAGCUUUGUGGAAAAGGGCCACAUCCAUGCCACGGAGAUAAGGAAAUGGGUGACCACGGUGGACAAGCAUUACCGAGACUUCUCGCUGAGGAUGGGGAAGUACCGGUACUCCCUGGAGAAAGCCCUGGGAGUCAACACGGAGGAUAACAAGGACCUAGAACUGGACAUCAUCCCAGCAAGCCUUUCAGAUCGUGAGGUUAAGCUCCGGGACGCUAACCACGAGGUCAAUGAAGAGAAACGGAAAUCAGCUCGGAAGAAAGAAUUCAUUAUGGCUGAACUGCUCCAAACAGAGAAAGCAUACGUGAGGGACUUACAUGAGUGCUUGGAGACCUACCUGUGGGAAAUGACCAGUGGUGUGGAGGAGAUACCACCUGGGAUCCUCAAUAAAGAGCACAUCAUCUUUGGCAACAUCCAGGAGAUCUAUGACUUCCAUAACAACAUCUUCCUCAAAGAGCUGGAGAAGUACGAGCAGCUGCCUGAGGACGUGGGACACUGCUUUGUCACCUGGGCAGACAAGUUUCAGAUGUAUGUCACCUACUGUAAAAACAAGCCUGAUUCCAACCAGCUGAUCCUGGAGCACGCAGGCACCUUCUUUGAUGAGAUCCAGCAGCGGCACGGCCUGGCCAACUCCAUCUCUUCCUACCUAAUUAAGCCUGUCCAGAGGGUCACCAAGUACCAGCUGCUCCUAAAGGAACUUUUAACUUGCUGUGAAGAAGGGAAAGGGGAACUCAAGGAUGGCCUGGAGGUGAUGCUCAGUGUCCCCAAGAAAGCCAAUGAUGCCAUGCAUGUCAGCAUGCUGGAAGGGUUCGAUGAGAACUUGGAUGUACAGGGGGAGUUGAUUCUCCAGGAUGCCUUUCAAGUGUGGGACCCAAAGUCGCUGAUCCGGAAGGGGCGGGAGCGGCACCUGUUCCUCUUUGAGAUCUCCUUGGUGUUUAGCAAGGAGAUCAAAGACUCAUCAGGACACACGAAAUAUGUUUACAAGAACAAGCUACUGACCUCAGAGCUGGGUGUGACCGAGCACGUGGAAGGCGACCCCUGCAAAUUUGCUUUGUGGUCCGGGCGCACCCCAUCCUCAGACAAUAAGACCGUUCUCAAAGCUUCCAACAUCGAAACCAAGCAGGAGUGGAUCAAGAACAUUCGAGAAGUGAUUCAGGAAAGGAUCAUUCAUCUUAAAGGAGCUCUAAAGGAGCCAAUCCAGCUCCCCAAAACACCAGCCAAACUGAGGAACAAUAGUAAGAGGGAUGGAGUAGAGGAUGGCGACAGCCAGGGGGAUGGGAGCAGCCAGCCGGACACCAUAUCCAUCGCCUCCAGGACCUCUCAGAACACGGUGGACAGUGACAAGCUCUCAGGCGGAUGUGAGCUGACUGUGGUCCUCCAGGACUUCAGCGCAGGCCACAGCAGUGAGCUGAGCAUCCAGGUGGGCCAGACGGUGGAGCUGCUGGAGCGACCGAGUGAGAGGCCCGGCUGGUGUCUGGUCCGUACCACCGAGCGGAGCCCCCCACAGGAAGGCCUGGUCCCCAGCAGCACCCUGUGCAUCUCACACUCUCGGAGCAGCGUGGAGAUGGACUGCUUCUUCCCUUUGGUGAAAGAUUCCUACUCUCAUUCCUCGAGUGAAAAUGGAGGCAAGUCCGAGUCUGUGGCCAACCUUCAGUCUCAGCACUCCCUGAACUCUAUCCACAGUUCCCCUGGUCCCAAGCGCUCCACCAACACCCUUAAAAAGUGGCUAACCAGCCCCGUGCGGCGGCUCAACAGCGGGAAAGCAGAUGGAAACAUCAAAAAGCAGAAAAAAGUACGCGAUGGGCGCAAGAGCUUCGACCUGGGAUCGCCGAAGCCUGGGGAUGAGACGACCCCUCAGGGAGACAGCGCUGACGAGAAGAGCAAGAAGGGUUGGGGCGAAGAUGAGCCAGAUGAAGAGUCACACACCCCCCUUCCUCCGCCCAUGAAGAUCUUUGACAACGACCCCACCCAGGACGAGAUGUCCUCCUCUCUGCUAGCAGCCCGGCAGGCUGCCACUGAAGUACCUACUGCUGCCGAUCUUGUCUGUGCCAUAGAAAAGUUGGUCAAAAGCAAGCUGACUCUGGAAGGAGGCUCUUACCGGGGGAACUUGAAGGACCCCACAGGCUGCCUGAAUGAGGGGAUGACCCCUCCCACGCCUCCUAGAAACCUGGAAGAAGAACAGAAAGCCAAGGCUCUAAGAGGCAGAAUGUUUGUCCUGAAUGAGCUGGUACAGACAGAGAAGGACUACGUCAAGGACCUGGGGAUUGUGGUGGAGGGCUUCAUGAAGAGAAUAGAAGAGAAGGGGGUCCCCGAGGAUAUGCGGGGAAAGGACAAGAUCGUGUUUGGAAACAUCCACCAGAUCUAUGACUGGCAUAAAGAUUUUUUCCUGGCUGAACUGGAAAAAUGUAUCCAAGAGCAAGACAGACUGGCCCAGCUCUUCAUUAAGCAUGAGCGCAAGCUGCACAUUUACGUGUGGUACUGCCAGAACAAGCCUCGUUCCGAGUACAUCGUGGCUGAAUACGAUGCCUACUUUGAGGAGGUGAAGCAAGAGAUCAAUCAGAGGCUGACCCUCAGCGACUUCCUCAUCAAGCCCAUUCAGAGAAUAACAAAAUACCAGUUGCUGCUCAAGGACUUCCUGCGAUACUGCGAGAAGGCCGGUUUGGAGUGCGCAGAUAUCGAGAAAGCCGUGGAGUUAAUGUGCCUUGUUCCCAAACGCUGCAAUGACAUGAUGAAUCUGGGACGCUUGCAGGGCUUUGAGGGCACCCUGACCGCCCAGGGCAAGCUUCUGCAGCAAGACACGUUCUAUGUGAUUGAGCUGGACGCUGGCAUGCAGUCCCGGACCAAGGAGAGGCGUGUGUUUCUCUUUGAACAGAUCGUCAUCUUCAGUGAGCUGCUCCGAAAGGGGUCCCUCACCCCAGGCUACAUGUUCAAAAGGAGCAUCAAGAUGAAUUACUUGGUCCUGGAGGAAAACGUCGACAAUGACCCUUGCAAGUUUGCGCUCAUGAACAGGGAGACUUCAGAGAGGGUCAUCCUGCAGGCUGCCAACGCAGACAUCCAGCAGGCCUGGGUGCAGGACAUCAACCAAGUCCUAGAAACACAGAGGGACUUCCUAAAUGCACUGCAGUCACCCAUUGAGUAUCAGCGGAAGGAAAGGGGUGCAGCUGUGGUCCGCUCCCAGCCCCCCAGGGUCCCACAAGCCAGCCCCAGACCCUACUCUUCUGUCCCUGUGGGCUCAGAGAAGCCCCCCAAGGGCUCCAGCUACAACCCGCCUCUGCCACCCCUGAAGAUAUCUACCUCCAAUGGCAGUCCAGGGUUCGACCACCACCAGCCUGGGGAUAAGUUUGAAGCCAGCAAGCAGAACGACCUGGGAGGCUGCAAUGGGACCUCAUCCAUGGCUGUAAUCAAAGAUUACUAUGCACUGAAGGAGAACGAAAUUUGCGUGAGCCAAGGUGAGGUGGUCCAGGUCCUCGCCGUCAACCAGCAGAACAUGUGCCUGGUGUACCAGCCUGCCAGCGACCACUCCCCAGCAGCGGAAGGCUGGGUCCCAGGCAGCAUCCUGGCCCCCCUCACCAAAGCCACGGCAGAGAAUAAUGACGGCAGCAUCAAGAAGUCAUGUUCAUGGCACACUCUACGCAUGAGAAAGCGGGCGGAAGUGGAGAACACGGGUAAAAAUGAAGCCACAGGGCCCCGUAAACCCAAGGAUAUUCUGGGCAACAAAGUCUCUGUUAAAGAGACGAACAGCUCUGAGGAGUCAGAAUGUGAUGAUCUUGACCCUAAUACUAGUAUGGAGAUCUUAAAUCCAAAUUUCAUCCAAGAAGUGGCCCCAGAAUUCCUUGUGCCCUUGGUAGAUGUGACCUGCUUGCUUGGAGACACGGUGAUACUACAGUGCAAAGUCUGUGGGCGGCCGAAGCCCACCAUCACCUGGAAGGGUCCAGACCAGAACAUCCUAGACACUGACAACAGUUCAGCCACAUACACCAUCUCCUCCUGUGAUUCUGGAGAUAUCACCCUCAAGAUCUGCAACCUGAUGCCCCAAGACAGCGGGAUUUAUACCUGCAUAGCAACAAACGACCACGGCGCUGCGUCCACGUCGGCCACAGUUAAGGUGCAAGGUGUUCCCGCAGCCCCCAACCGCCCCAUCGCCCAGGAGAGGAGCUGCACCUCCGUCAUCCUCCGCUGGCUGCCCCCGGUCAGCACCGGGAACUGCACGAUUUCGGGGUACACGGUGGAGUACCGCGAGGAAGGUUCCCAGGUCUGGCAGCAGUCUGUCGCUUCGACCUUGGACACUUACCUCGUCAUUGAAGACCUUAGUCCUGGAUGCCCUUAUCAGUUCCGGGUCAGUGCCAGCAACCCUUGGGGAAUCAGCCUUCCCAGUGAAGCCUCGGAGUUUGUGCGCCUUCCAGAGUACGAUGCAGCUGCUGAUGGUGCCACCAUUUCUUGGAAGGAGAAUUUUGAUUCUGCUUAUACUGAACUGAACGAGAUUGGCAGAGGCCGUUUCUCUAUUGUAAAGAAAUGCAUUCACAAAGCUACCCGCAAGGAUGUUGCUGUGAAAUUUGUGAGCAAAAAAAUGAAGAAGAAGGAGCAGGCUGCCCAUGAGGCUGCCCUGCUUCAGCACCUGCAGCAUCCCCAGUACGUCACUCUCCACGACACCUACGAGUCCCCCACGUCCUACAUCCUGAUUUUGGAACUGAUGGAUGACGGCCGACUCUUGGACUACCUUAUGAAUCAUGAUGAGCUGAUGGAAGAAAAAGUAGCUUUCUAUAUCCGAGACAUCAUGGAAGCUCUACAGUACCUUCAUAACUGCAGGGUUGCACAUUUGGACAUAAAGCCCGAAAACUUGCUCAUUGACCUCCGGAUCCCAGUGCCUCGAGUAAAACUCAUCGACUUGGAAGACGCCGUCCAGAUCUCAGGCCACUUCCACAUCCACCAUCUUCUGGGGAACCCUGAGUUCGCUGCCCCAGAAGUGAUCCAAGGCAUCCCCGUCUCCCUGGGCACGGACAUCUGGAGCAUCGGGGUUCUGACAUAUGUCAUGCUGAGUGGGGUCUCCCCCUUCUUAGAUGAGAGCAAAGAGGAGACCUGUAUCAACGUGUGCAGGGUGGAUUUCAGCUUCCCCCAUGAGUACUUCUGUGGUGUGAGCAACGCUGCCAGGGAUUUCAUCAAUGUCAUCUUGCAGGAAGACUUCCGGAGGCGGCCCACAGCAGCCACAUGCCUGCAGCAUCCGUGGCUGCAGCCCCACAACGGCAGCUACUCCAAGAUCCCCUUGGACACCUCCCGCCUGGCCUGCUUCAUAGAACGCCGCAAGCACCAGAAUGACGUGCGGCCCAUUCCCAAUGUCAAGAGCUACAUCGUCAAUAGGGUGAACCAAGGGACCUAGCCAUCCCCAACCCCUGAGGUUUCACAUAGAAGUGCGGGUGUGAACCAAAGCAAGACUGAAAGUGUCUGUAAAUAACUCUGUUCAUCAUUUCACUCCAUGUGGGUCUCUGGAUCGAGAGGUGGUUCUCUUAAACCUUGUCUGUGGUUACGCAGGGUCCCGGCGGCAGAAAAGUGACCCUAAUCCCAGGAGCAUUCCAGAAGGUCAUGCUGAAGAAGUAAAGAUGCAGAGUUGCAGAAAGUAUUUAAAAAAGAAAAGGGCAAGGCUGACAAGAAAGUAGUUGGUAUAAAAUUUUAAUUGUACAUUCCAAAAUGAGUGGUUCAGUGGGCAAACCGUCCACCCACUGUGAGGAGUAUAGUAGGUGUCUGACUCCGUUGAAAAUUUAAGCUAAAAGUUCUAUUUAACAAAGAUGUCAACUAUUCUGCUUUAGAUGGCUUAGAUAUAGUUUCUUAACAGGAUACAUAUACACGUACAGUAUAAUAGAUCCCAUUCAGGUUUCAGAGUUUUAUAAUAUAGAGGUCUAUAUGAAAUCAAUCAUAAGUAACUUUGAGUGCUCCCGUUAAAACAGUAAUUUAUUUACCGAAGCAUCGCAUUAUUUUGACUAAGCACAAUUAGAUGACGAGUUUUUUAGAGCAUUUUAUAAAUCUUGUAUAGAAAUCUUUUAUCAGAACCUGUGUAUUAAGAGAAGCAAUGUGACCCUUUGCAAUCUGUGAAUUAGAUUUUUCUUUGUCCUCCAUUAUGGGUUGUUUGAGUAAGAUAGGUUCUGUUUAUCAAAAGAUCCCCCCUGAACUCACUGACAGCUCAGAGUUCCUCCUGUGGGAAAGUCAGGAAGUAAGUCCAAAUCUAGUAAGUGUUGGGGGCUGGUUUUAUGUCCACACCAGGCCUGACAUGGGCAAAUGUAUAUCAUGAGUUCAUAUAAAAGGGCACAUGGAAACUUUUCCUACAGUUCCUGUGAACAAUGGAGCAGCUCUUUCUGGUUGCAUAGCUGUAGAAUACAGUUUCCAGAAAGUUAGCUUGCUUUAUUCCUAACCCCUCAUGAAGCUUCGGGUGCUUACCAAAAGGAGGCAGCCAUAUAAGCCUUUUAAAGGCUAGUCCUAAGUCCUUUCUGAAGCCAUGGAGCAAAGCCUGACCCAUCACUCUAACACAGCAUGGGUUUUUAACUGGGAUAGCAAUACCUAUCACCACACAGCCACCAACAUCUCUGGACUAAAAGGAUUAACUGUAUUCUGAGGCCAAUGCUGCUUUCUCCAUACAAGAUUAUUGACUGCCUGGUGCCCUCUUAAGGGAAAUCAAAUUAACCAGGGCAUUUCAUGGUUUGUUUUUUGUUUUUUGUUUGUUAGAGGGGGAUGGGAGAGUUUUUGUUAUAUUGUGUUUGUACAUGAUCCACCCUUUGUUUUCUAGAGUGUGUUUAAAAAAAUGCUUUUAGGCAAAUAAUAUUCUAAAACUAUAACUCCAGUGUUUAUGUAAAUCAGGCUUCAUGUCAUCGUGUCUCUCCUGCUAGUGGGAUUGAGAAAAUUGAAAUCAUGUAGCACAAAGUGCAAUCAGAGAAUUUGGGAAGGGAAAAUAAGCUGCAGAAUUAUUUUAACAGUUUAAAGAAGAAAUGAUGGGAACAGUCUGAACUUUAGUGUAUAAAAACACUUAUUCCCAUGGUGGAAAUACAGAAUUAAAAUGCUUAUCAUUCCCCCCACACACAC